CCCUUAUCUCCAUUUCUCUCCACAAUCUCACAGCACACCACCCCGUUUACACCUUCCUUGCGUUCUCGAUAUAUUUAACCCCCUGAUAGAUAUAUCCUAAGUUUCCCAAUUAAACAUCUUACAUACUCACAUUUCACUUAUAAUACUAAGUUGUUGUUAGAACAAUGCCUGUCACGGGGCUUUCCUCCCACCCAAACAAGAACUCAUUCCACUGGAGGAAUAAUUCCGGGGAGCUCGAUGUUUUUGAGGCGGCCCGAUAUUUCUCCGGGGCCAAUGAAAAUCCAGGCUACAACGAUUUCAUCGACAGGCCUCAAGGACAAAGAGCAGCAGCCAGGAUGAGCCUGGAUUUGCCAAUAAUGAUGAACCCAGUCAAUCCAGACAAUCUCCCGACAGAUCAGAAACAACCGAAAGAGAACAAGAAAUACAAGCAGCCCAGCUCUCCAGGCGGCAGACUCGCCAGUUUCUUGAAUUCUCUUUUCAACCAAACAACUUCAAGAAAGAAGAAGAAACCGAAAUCAGGCCAGAAGGAUCUUGAUCAGGAAGAAAGGCCUGGUGGUGGGAGGAAACGGAGAAGCAGCAUCAGCCAUUUCAGAAUCACAACAACUUCUGCAGCUAACGACUCAAACUCCUCAUCAGGUUUUAAUUCUGCAAACACACCGACGAAAUCGUACAAGGAGUUGAGAAACUUCUCUGAUCACCAGAGGGCGAAAUUUUCCGUGCCUCAAAAUCUUGGAACCGCUGGAAAAACAAGCACGGAUUGCGGGCUAAUGGAUGAGAAAUUCAGGUUCAGCAAUGGGAAUAUUUCCAGGAACGGAUUAUCAUCAAAUAGGAUUUCCAGCGCCAGAAAUUGGGCGGACAAUGAAGAAAUUAGGGAGUUGAGGAAAUUCAGUGAUGUUGAUGAUGGCGCAGACAGUGAUUCAAGUUCAGACCUGUUUGAUUUACCAAACCAUGACUUAGAUUACUACUCAAACGGCCUGCCUGUCUACGGGACAACCCACAUUGACAGAAUCAGGAUUGGUGCACCAGUUUCUUAAUUAUUUAAUAUCAAAUACUGAUAUGAAUUCAUUAUUCCAUGCUUGGGAUUGUGGGGAGAAUUAUUGAGUUUUGUGACAAGAUCAGCCCAGAGAUUCUGCUUUUUUUUCUUUUAAAGAUCUUCACAACAUUAUGUGCAGUUUACAUGAAUGUUUCCAUGUCUUUCAACUUUUUAUUCUUUUUCUUCUUUUGCUUUUGUGGGUAGUCCAAGAAUUUGAGCAAAAAGCACCACUAAAGCAGUUUGAUGUAGUUGUGCAUGAUUAGAAAUCAUCCAGUUUUUAUUAAUGGAGUGAAGAAGAAACCAUCAUCACAGUCAGUGACUGUGAUUUCACCUCUA
Sesamum indicum (sesame) is the source of this 1369-nucleotide messenger RNA. RefSeq names its product protein BIG GRAIN 1-like E. The record is from RefSeq and is a predicted model, not a curated record. Gene Ontology annotation, biological process: auxin-activated signaling pathway. Lineage: Eukaryota; Viridiplantae; Streptophyta; Magnoliopsida; Lamiales; Pedaliaceae.